UGUAGUUCGCAGCAAUUCACACCGUUGAGGUGAUUGACAAUUCCAAUGCCUACACGCGCGAUCAAGGCUAUAUUCUAUACGCGCUUUCAUCACGAGAAAGGUUCACGCGUACUCCACCAAGUACCAGCAGGCGCGAUAACGCCAUCAACCUCACCCUCUGCCCUUCCAGCACCGCUCUUUCCCUUCUCCUCGGUCACACAAUACCUCAUUCCGACCCAGCAGUUUUGCGACCGCCUCAUCACCUGCUGCAUCAACCACCAUCGCAUCAUCGGCUAUCCUGUGUGUAUAAAGGAAGAGAAGAAGUAUGAGAGAAACGAGUUCAUCUUCAACUUUGCCAUUGUGAUUGGCGAGAAUGAGGCAGACUGGGCAUGCUAUGGGCAGGUGGUGAGGAAACUGGGAAGGCUGCUGCGAGGACUGGAAGAACAGGGAGGCUUUCUUAGCAAGGAAGAGGAGGGUGUCUGGGAUGACGAGAAUGUAGGGCUAGGGAUAGGAAGUGGUGGCAUGGACGACAGUAUGGGCGGAAGUAGCUUUGGGAUAGACAGCGGCAGCAAGGUGUAUGCGCUGUGUGAGAUGGUGCUGGAAGAUCUCAACAACUAUGCUGAGUGCAUGAUACCAAUUGACGACUCAAACACGAUCAAUCUGAAGCUCUUCCCUACGAGACCGCCUCCGCCACCCGUUCUUGCGCAUCAGGUCCCUCUCCUCACAAUGUCCCUCGCCGGCCUACAGUCGCCCAUCUCGUCAGACCUCACCCUGAAUCGCAUUCUUCCAUACGUCAACGGGGUGAAUUCGAUAUCGCGGAUCGCCCAGCUUGCAGAUACAGACCUGUCUUUGACGCGGCGAGCGGUGCAACACCUGGUAUACUACGGAUGCCUGGUGCUCUUGGACAUAUUCAGCUUCAGUGCGAUCUAUGCGCCAACAGCAGAGAUUGGCGGUCUCAUUGUGGACGAGGAUGUCAAGGAGGAGUGCAUGAGAUACGUCAGAACACCGAAGCUAAGGGUAGGAUCAGCGGCCAGCAAGAGCACAAUUGUGCGGAGUGAGUCUGAACGAAGCCGUGAUGAACGCAGUUCGAUAUCGUCCUCAGCAUCGCAGCAGAGCGAGACUGCUAGCUCGACCAUCCACAUCUCAGACUUCGAUGCCGAAGAGGACGAGGACGAGGACGAGGACGAGGAAGAAGAAGAUGACGGUGAAUGGCACAUUGAGUACGAAACACUUAUCACCCUAUACACCUCGCUGCGGCAAGGCCUUACGCUGAAGAGCUGGGUCCUCGACAACCUCGACUUGCUGAGUGGCAUCGAUGUUCGCCGAUUUAUCACUUUCGGCAUCAUCAAGGGCUUCCUCUACCGUGUGCACAAGUAUGCAUAUGCAACAUCUACAGCAGUGCCUCCAGCGCCACCGACAAGCCUCCAAACCUCUGCUGCUCCCUCGACAUCGAAUCUGAGAGACUCUGACACGGCCACUAUCCGUGGCAAUGGCCACUACCCUUCAAUAUCCAACCUUCAUUCCCAUACUCAACACCCUACGUUUUCCUUACACCGCCCCUCGAUAGCCUCGACAACAAGUCUGAAUCCGCAUUUAACAAACACGCAUCACCACAAAGCGCCAAGCAUCUCGCGAAACCAGGAAUUGAAGGACAUGGAUGAGCUUGUCAGCGACAGGGAAAGAGAAAGCGGAUUGCCAUUAGUCAGGUUUCUGGAUGGGAUGCACUGCUUUGAUGAGAUAUGCAGCGAACUGUCGCUGCCGGAGAAGGUCGUUGAAGGCAAGAUCAGGGGAGUCGGUGAGGGUCUAGGAGUGGUUAUACAUCGGUGAUAUUCAAAGAUGAUGUACAGGUAUUGCGCAACACGCGCCUAUGAAUACGAUCGUU
Molecule: messenger RNA, 1861 nt
Organism: Macroventuria anomochaeta
Lineage: Eukaryota; Fungi; Ascomycota; Dothideomycetes; Pleosporales; Didymellaceae
Product: nitrogen permease regulator 2
Exons: 3
Coding region: 46-1806 (586 amino acids)
Biological process (GO): negative regulation of TORC1 signaling; positive regulation of autophagy
Cellular component (GO): vacuolar membrane; GATOR1 complex
Molecular function (GO): GTPase activator activity
Source: RefSeq, a predicted model, not a curated record